Molecule: messenger RNA, 5144 nt
Organism: Heterocephalus glaber (naked mole-rat)
Lineage: Eukaryota; Metazoa; Chordata; Mammalia; Rodentia; Bathyergidae
Gene: Mapk10
Product: mitogen-activated protein kinase 10
Biological process (GO): protein phosphorylation
Molecular function (GO): MAP kinase activity; ATP binding
Source: RefSeq, a predicted model, not a curated record
ACAGGCAGCAUCACGCCGCACAAUGGUUUCCAGGCAGUGAAAGGGGGUGAUUCAGCAAGCUGCUCUUCUUUUAAAAAAUCUCCCCGUUCCUUUUGCUUUUUAUGGGGGUGGGUGGUGCUUCUUAUAUGCAUACCUUUUUCUUUUCUUUUUUCAUUUUUACAAAUUCUUUUUUUCCUCUCCUAUUAGUUCGUAGGGGCUUGAGUGAGUUUCAGAUUGGGUCUUCUUGGAAAUCACCUGCCUAUCAUUAAUUUUAAACAAUCUCCCCUCCUCCAAAGAAUCUCUUCCUUGUUGCAGUUUGGGAUGUGGUUAAUGAUAACAAAGUGAGGAGGAUUUCUGGGGCAAACACGGCCGGAUCAGGACUGUAGUUCUCAGACACGGAAUGGCUAGCGUGAGAAACAUCAACGGCAGGAGCAUCUCAGAUCUUGGUUAUGGUAACUCAUGCAAGAAGCUGUUGAACUAGACCCAUUUCCUAUAGAUGACAAACCUCAUAAGCAGUGGUAUUUAUGAGCCUCCAUUUCUUAUACUACUGCAGUGAACCAACCUUGGAUGUGAAAGUUGCCUUUUGUCAGGUGUGUGUUCCUUACAGGUAAAACAAGGCAAGACCAGGGCAUCUCAUCCUUGACUCUGGGGACCAGAAGUUUAUCUUAACCCUGUAAAUGCUUAAUAAAUACUUUCUGAAUGAAUGAACAGAAGAUAAAAACAGCAGAAAAGUAAAGUAAAUAAAAAUUUAAAAAGGAUUCGAUAAACAAGUGGAUGUGUCAUAUAUAGCCAAACAUUACAACAUGAGCAAAAGCAAAGUGGACAACCAGUUCUACAGUGUGGAAGUGGGAGACUCGACCUUCACAGUUCUCAAGCGCUACCAGAAUCUAAAGCCUAUUGGCUCUGGGGCUCAGGGGAUAGUGUGUGCUGCAUAUGAUGCUGUCCUGGACAGAAAUGUGGCCAUUAAGAAGCUCAGCAGACCCUUUCAGAACCAAACGCAUGCCAAGAGAGCCUACCGGGAGCUGGUCCUCAUGAAGUGUGUGAACCAUAAAAAUAUUAUUAGCUUAUUAAAUGUCUUCACACCUCAGAAAACGCUGGAGGAGUUCCAGGAUGUUUACUUAGUAAUGGAAUUGAUGGACGCCAACCUGUGUCAGGUGAUUCAGAUGGAAUUAGACCAUGAGCGGAUGUCGUACCUGCUAUACCAGAUGUUGUGUGGCAUCAAACAUCUGCACUCUGCUGGAAUUAUUCACAGGGAUUUAAAACCAAGUAACAUUGUAGUCAAGUCCGAUUGCACGUUGAAAAUCCUGGACUUUGGACUGGCCAGGACAGCAGGCACAAGCUUCAUGAUGACGCCGUACGUGGUGACACGUUAUUACAGAGCCCCGGAGGUCAUCCUGGGAAUGGGCUACAAGGAGAACGUGGAUAUAUGGUCUGUGGGAUGCAUUAUGGGAGAAAUGGUUCGCCACAAAAUCCUCUUUCCAGGAAGGGACUAUAUUGACCAGUGGAAUAAAGUCAUUGAGCAACUAGGAACACCAUGUCCAGAAUUCAUGAAGAAAUUGCAGCCCACAGUAAGAAACUAUGUGGAGAAUCGGCCAAAGUAUGCUGGACUCACCUUUCCCAAGCUCUUUCCAGACUCCCUCUUCCCAGCGGACUCUGAGCACAAUAAACUUAAAGCCAGCCAAGCCCGGGAUUUGUUGUCAAAGAUGCUAGUGAUUGACCCAGCCAAAAGGAUAUCUGUGGACGACGCCUUACAGCACCCCUACAUCAACGUUUGGUACGACCCUGCAGAGGUGGAGGCGCCUCCACCUCAGAUUUAUGACAAACAGCUGGAUGAAAGAGAACACACCAUUGAAGAAUGGAAAGAACUUAUUUACAAGGAAGUAAUGAAUUCAGAAGAAAAGACUAAAAAUGGUGUAGUAAAAGGACAGCCUUCUCCUUCAGGUGCAGCAGUGAACAGCAGUGAGAGUCUCCCUCCAUCUUCGUCCGUCAAUGACAUCUCCUCCAUGUCCACCGACCAGACCCUGGCAUCUGACACUGACAGCAGCUUGGAAGCCUCAGCGGGACCCCUGGGUUGUUGCAGGUGACUAGCCGCCUGCCUGCGAAACCCAGCGUUCUUCAGGAGAUGAGGGGAUGGCACACACACUCACCCACACACACGGACACGUACACACACACACACACACACACACGUAGAGACACACGUAGAGAAAUCAGCAAAGGAGAGAAUCCAAGCCUACAAUGGAAACCAAUCUUUUAGCCUGCUUCUUCUCCAAAGUUCUGUAUUGUAGCUAAGCUCAAAUGUAUAUUUAACUUCUAGUUGCUCUUGCUUUGGUCUCCUUCCAACAAUGCUUACUACAGAGAGCAAAUCAAACACAAAUUAGAGAAGCCUUUUCCAUAAAGUGUAAUUUAAAUGGCUGCAAAACCAGCACCUGUACCUGCCCUUUCAAAUGGCAUGCUGAGGUGUGCAGUGGCCCCAUCCAGCAUGUGUGUGUCUCUAUCUCGCAUCUACCUGCUCCUUUGGCCUAGUCAGAUGGAUGUAGAUACAGAUCCGCAUGUGUCUGUAUUCAGACAGCUCUACUUAGAGAUGCUACUGUCAGUGUCCUCAGGGCCCUACCAAGACAUCAUGCACUGGGGUACCACAUGGUCCAUUUCACGUGAUCUAUUUACUCUGACAUAAAUCCGUCUAUAAUAUAUUGCCAGUAUAUAAGCUGUUUAGUUUGUUAAUUGAUUAAGCUGUAUGUCUUAUAAGAAAACAUGUAAAGGGGGAAACAUGGGGGGAGUGAGCUCUCAGACCUUGAAGAUGUAGCUUCCAAAUUUGAACUGAUUAAAUGGCACCUGUAUACCAAUUUUAGAAAGAACAUAUGUGAUGCUUAUGUACAGUGCGUGGGGGGAGGGGUAGCUUUGAGGCUCUAACUGGUUCGGCCUUUAGAAUGAAGGUGUGAAUAGUGGCUGACAGUGAACAGGAAGCAGGGACUAGAGAGUGCUGUUGCAGUGUGGAUAAGAACAGAGGAGACGAUUGCACAGAGGCCAGGAGACACUGAUGUCUGUAUUUUAAAGAGCAGAGCCCAUUUUUCAUUUCUAAAUUCCAUGUCACAGCAGGAGGCUACUGGAGAGAGUGCAGGUGUGGUGGGUCACUGUGUUAACAUUGUACAGUGAGAAUCCUUAACACAUGAGUUCCUUAACAGAAAAGGCGCCUGCCCAAGUGACUCAGACAGUGGGCUGAUUUUUCCUGGGUGGGCUGCUUCUCAGGUUCAUGGUCUGCCAAGGUUUUAUUCUGAGAAGAAACAUUGCUUUCCUCUUCUAGAAUAAAGUUAAUUAAUUUAAAUAAAGCCCCCAAAGCACAUCUCCAAAGACAUCAUUGUUCCUCAGGAGUUGCCCUGACUCCUUAAUAGGACUGCUGUUUUGUGUUUACUUAUUUAUUUCAUGAAUUUGAACAAUCUAAGAAGGGCUGAUAGUCUGAAUUUUGUACUACAGUAGAUGUGAGAGCAAUAACUCUGCCCCUAAAUCACUGCUGCGAAAUCACACUAGCAAUAUGAGUUUGUCUUAAAGCCAUGAAGCAUAAUGCCAAUGUUUAGUGCAAUCACCUGAAUUUAACUUAAAUCAAGUGAAAGUGCUUUCUCGGGCACUUCAGGAGGGACUGUGAAACAUGGAGGUUAUCUGACAGGGCCAUCCCAGCAGGACUUCUCAGCAAUAAUGGCACCAUGCUAGGCUUCCCUUCUUACUCACUUUGGUGAAGUAUCUAUCACUGUUAUUUGCACUCCGGCCACUUUGGUGCUCACCAGUGUGGUGGUAUUCACCUGAGGAAGAAGUAAAACAUGGAAGGGACGGUUGAUGAGUGUGAUAUGAUCAGCACGUGGGAACCCCUCAGAAAUAAAGCAAACAAGAACAUCAGUGCUCUGAAAAUGGCCUUAAACCCAACGGCAGGGAUGCUCCAUCUCUUUUGAAGCAAUAGAGUCCAUAGGGAACUGCACCCACUCCCACCUCCACCUGAGCAGCCACUGUUAAGGGAUUGCUUCACUCGGUAGGGUUCAUUGCAAGAGGUAACUUGUUUAAAAUGCAGGGAAUACCAGAUUGUGCAGCUUGUCCCCUGGAAUAAAAAUAUCCUACUCUCUCUCUUGCUACCAUUCUUUUUGGUGAAUAUUGCAGACUUUUAAAAAAUGUCUCCUCUUUCACAUGUGUCUUCUCACUUUUUCCUUGUGUCAUAGUCCAGGUUUGUUGAACUUCCCUUCUCUGUAUCAAUAUUCUCUCUUUUCUCUAUACUCUGCUCUUGAUAUAUCUGGGGCCUCUUCACUCCUCUCCACUCCUCUGCUUUAUACCAUGCAGGCCUAAGUGCAGAGGUCAGGCAGCAGCUUGAAAAGAACCCAUCUAAGGGGAAUUUCAUGAGGUCCAUGAGGACAAGAGGCAAAAGGAAAUCUCCGCAGCAUCUCGGAAGCUUUGACAGUCAGGCUGUCUCUCAUGUCUGCUCACCUGGUCAUUUAUUUCCUCAGAGUAGACCAGUCAAGAACUACACAGUUCCAGGUCCUUGCUGUUGGUGCCUUCCCUGGGACCUCCUCCUCAUAUAUUUCCUUUUGCAUGACUCUUGGGGGCCUUUAGUCAGUGGUCCCCUAUGGACGGGAAAAAAAGAAAGAAACAAAUCCCUUGGAUUUACAUAGCAUUUACAAAUAGAGGUAAGAAUUUGAACUUCUGGCAGGAUUAAUUUUCCUAGGUGAUCAAAGCAAGAUAUACUGGGAGAUGGGACAGCCAAGAGAAUUACCCCUUUAAAAGCCUGUUGUCCUUCAGGAUCUUAGGAGGCUUUUGUUAUAAUAACUUUUAAAAAAUGGUUAUGAUAAAAUUCAGAAUAGAUUAUGUCCAGCAUUGAGUUUUCUUAAGGAGCAAAACCACCACAAUAUUCCCUAUAUAGUCACUUGUUAUUUCCAAAGGAUGUUCUUACAUUCUGGGCAGAAAUGGCAAGUCAUCCAGGCCAUAUUUCUGGAAAAAGGGAAGGUUCUGCCUCUGGUGGGGCUCACUUUGGAAUACGAGUUAGCACUCUGAGGAGUCUAAGCUUCUGUCCUCUCCAUAGGCCACUGGCUUCACAGGGAUCCUUGAUAAAAUGUGCUGUAGUUUUCCCCAGAAGGGAUGGGUGUGUACGCAUGUGCAGGACCAAUUAAAUUGUUAUGAGAACUCAG